UCUGCCGGGGAGCUGUGUGCGCAUGGCAUUAGCUCGACACGGCCUUUUCUGUCGUGGAGUCUGAAGGUGAGUGGUCGCUCGUGCUGUGUUGAGCGCGGUUGCUAAUCCGACGAAUCUUGUACUGAGGAUAGGACAUCGAACGACAGUUUUAACGAGACUAUCAUCAAAAAUACAACAUGGGUAAGGAGAAGACUCAUAUUAAUAUUGUCGUCAUCGGACACGUAGAUUCUGGCAAAUCUACCACCACAGGACACUUGAUCUACAAAUGUGGUGGUAUCGACAAGCGUACCAUCGAGAAGUUCGAGAAGGAAGCCCAGGAGAUGGGCAAGGGCUCGUUCAAAUACGCUUGGGUGUUGGACAAGUUGAAGGCGGAACGCGAGCGCGGUAUCACUAUCGAUAUCGCUUUGUGGAAGUUUGAGACUGCGAAAUAUUAUGUUACCAUUAUUGAUGCUCCCGGACAUCGGGACUUCAUCAAAAACAUGAUCACUGGUACUUCGCAAGCUGAUUGCGCUGUACUAAUUGUUGCUGCUGGUACCGGCGAGUUUGAAGCUGGUAUAUCAAAGAACGGACAGACUCGCGAACACGCUCUCCUCGCCUUCACACUCGGUGUAAAACAACUGAUCGUUGGCGUCAAUAAGAUGGAUUCGACAGAGCCUCCUUACUCUGAGUCCAGAUUUGAGGAAAUUAAGAAAGAAGUGUCAUCCUACAUCAAAAAGAUCGGUUAUAAUCCGGCUGCAGUGGCAUUCGUGCCCAUCUCUGGCUGGCACGGAGAUAACAUGUUGGAGGUGUCCGCGAAAAUGCCCUGGUUCAAGGGAUGGACGGUAGAGCGAAAGGACAGCAAGGCUGAAGGUAAAUGCCUCAUCGAAGCGUUGGACGCGAUAUUGCCGCCUACCAGACCGACCGACAAGGCUCUUCGUCUUCCCCUUCAGGACGUGUACAAGAUUGGUGGUAUCGGAACCGUACCUGUUGGUCGUGUCGAGACUGGUGUGUUGAAACCUGGCAUGGUGGUUACCUUCGCACCUGCUGGACUGACCACUGAGGUUAAGUCCGUGGAAAUGCACCACGAAGCUCUCCAGGAGGCUGUGCCCGGCGACAACGUUGGUUUCAACGUUAAAAACGUGUCUGUUAAGGAGUUGCGUCGUGGUUACGUUGCCGGUGACUCUAAGAACAACCCACCUAAGGGUGCUGCUGAUUUCACCGCUCAGGUCAUCGUGCUGAACCACCCUGGUCAAAUCAGCAACGGAUACACGCCUGUGUUGGAUUGUCACACUGCCCACAUCGCGUGUAAGUUCGCCGAGAUCAAAGAAAAGUGUGAUCGGCGUACCGGCAAGACUACUGAGGAGAACCCGAAGGCAAUCAAAUCGGGCGAUGCGGCGAUUGUUACUCUUGUGCCCAGCAAGCCCAUGUGCGUGGAGGCCUUCCAAGAGUUCCCACCUCUGGGACGUUUUGCCGUCCGUGAUAUGCGUCAGACAGUUGCUGUCGGCGUUAUCAAGGCCGUGACUUUCAAGGACGCAACUGGAAAAGUCACCAAGGCCGCUGAGAAAGCCCAGAAGAAGAAAUAACUAUUACAAUAGUUGUUUCCGUGCAUGUACCGAUAGUUUCCGUGCGAAUAUGUCGCCGGAUGAACGCUGGCAUACAACAGCCAACGUAGCUCGCUCUCUCUCGUCACGCAAUUCGCGCAUGCUGGACAUCGUAACGUCGACAUUGUCAUUGUCGCUGACCACGGAACUCGCACAACCACAAGUCGUUAAAAAGAAGGAAAUUACAAUUCAGUUACGAAGAUUGGUUAUUCGAGCGCACGGGAAAGUGAUAUAUACGUUGCGUUUCCUCGACGCGAGAGUAUUUCGUUUGUCGAAGUGGCUGCUUCGUCAUUUCUCUCACCGUAAAGAAUUCCGCAGGAAAGGAAAAUCUCACCAUCUAGACGACGGUGACGAUCGAUUGGCGAAAUACAAACGGACGACGCGCACGCGUGAAAAGAGAAAGCGAACUUCGCGCGAACUAUCCAAUAACUUCAUAACAUCGUAAAUUUAGCGCGGCUUAAUUAUAUUUUCUAAUUAUUCGGAAAUAAAUUCUGUAUCUGCUCGAUACUCGAAAAAAAAAAAGGAGAAAACAUUUCAUUGCAAUUACUCAUUCUAAUUUUGUUUCGAUGUUCGACUGCAAAUUGGUAACGUAUUCAUGUUUUUGUUACUUGUACCUUUUGAAGGAAUUCCUCAUUUAUCCGCUCUCAUUUUACAGUAAUUAUACGAUUCGAAAGUAAACUAAUCACGAUGAAACUCAGUAAUUUUUCAUCUUUCUCGAUAGCUUUUCAUAUUAAUCGUUCAGACUGCUAUAUCGAUUCACAGAAAACUAGAUAGAGGAGACAGUGGUGGUAGGCUUCGGCAAAAGUAGAUUUCGUUGGGAGAUGGGACCUGUUUAAUAAUUAUCUAAUAAUCAUCGUUUAAUUAUUUGAUUAGAUGAGAAGUGAGUCGUCUUGUAAACUUUCUACAAGGUACUUUUAUCAUAAACUUUUUUUCUGCCACGUGUGAUUCGCAUGAAAUCGCGAGACAUGUUCAAGAAGAAUGACGAUUUUUAUGAUAACUCUGCAUCUUUUAUCCCGCGAUUCUUCUACAAUUACAUUGGUUAAAGGUUUUCUGUACAUACAUAUAAGUAACAGAGAUGACAAAUAAAAGAAGUGAAUAAAGAAGCUACGGAAACGAGA
Molecule: messenger RNA, 2698 nt
Organism: Harpegnathos saltator (Jerdon's jumping ant)
Lineage: Eukaryota; Metazoa; Arthropoda; Insecta; Hymenoptera; Formicidae
Gene: EF1a-F2
Product: elongation factor 1-alpha F2
Exons: 5
Coding region: 177-1562 (461 amino acids)
Biological process (GO): translational elongation
Molecular function (GO): GTP binding; GTPase activity; translation elongation factor activity
Source: RefSeq, a predicted model, not a curated record